AUGGAGGCGUGCAGGUUUCAUCCACCACUGCAGCACAAACCGUCUCCUCCCGAGCCCGGGUGGCACUUCCGGCAGAGGAUGUUCCUCUGGGCACCAAUGAGGAUGUGGGGGAUUCCUCUGAAAUGCACGCGGUGUGACCGGAAAAUGCACCACUCAGGGAUCUACCCGAAGGUGAGGGAGGUGAUAGAUGUGGAUACCCGCUACUACCUUGUGGGAGGGGACUAUCCACGUUGCAGCAAGUGUAUGCUGCCGGUCUGCCCAUGGAGCCAGGAAAUCCUUGCUCAACUGGAUGUGGCACAUAGGAGCCUGUUUCCCGCUGUCCUCACUACACAGCUAGCCCUGGAUAGGAAGUGUAUGACUUUCCUGAAGCCAAGGACCAGUGGGAACAGUUCCUCCUACCUCCAGUCUGCAGUAGAGGAAGCACACAGCGAGGAGUGGGCACGUCAGACCAUCCGCUACCUGUCUGACUGUGAGCUUCAUUUGAAGAUGGCUACCUUCGUCUCUUCUGCAGCUGUCCAUCUUCCUCCUCCACCCUUCAGGCCCCUUCCACUUGCCCAGUGGUUUGAGACGGUCCACUCCAACGACAUCCUCAGCCACCUGGAAGAGAUGAAGGGGGUGAUCACCUCUACCUAUGGUAGAAUUCUGAAGAUGGACUCUACAAAGAAGAUCACCAAGAAGCUGGCUGGCAGUAUAGGGGACACCGCUGCAUGGAUGUCCAACAUCGGCAACGAGCUUGGCCAGGUUCUGAACAGUGUUCUGACGACAGGUGAAGGUGCAGGGCUGGAAGAGUUGUGCCAGGGCAUCGUCACACGUUAUGAGAAUGCUGGACAAGCUGAGCCUGAGGCUAUCUAUGUUGACCGGGACUGCUGCAGCCAGUCAGGUGUGUCGUCAGUGCUGAGACUCUUUCGACCAUGGAAGUUUGUCGUCCGUUUAGACGUCUUCCACUUCAUGCGAAGGUUUAACUGCGGCCUCACUACUGAGCACCACCCUCUCUACGGUACCUUUUGCUCCAAACUUUCCGCCUGUAUCUUUGAGUGGGAUCAGGAGGAUGUGCAACGGCUUAAGGAGGCCAAGAAAGGGGAGUGGAAGAGCAGCCAUGGCGGAAAUGCUCCCACUGAGGCACUGCUCUUGGCCAGUAUCAGCACUGGUGAAAUGUGGAGGAAAUCCGGGUCAUGA
This is a messenger RNA of Osmerus eperlanus (European smelt), 1176 nucleotides long. RefSeq lists its product as uncharacterized. Bases 1 to 1176 code for a protein of 391 amino acids. NCBI's taxonomy places the organism in Eukaryota, Metazoa, Chordata, Actinopteri, Osmeriformes, Osmeridae. The transcript is spliced from 4 exons. The record is from RefSeq and is a predicted model, not a curated record.